CAGCCUGCUUGACUGUGAGAUUGACUGACUGCUGCUAGCCAAAAUAGAAACGAAGAUCGCGCAGCAAAAAUAAAAACACCACAGCAGAAGAGUGAAAAAAGUGUUUUACGCUGCAGCCGACGAACAACAAUGCGAUGGCCAAUAAGCACUAAAUGCGAACAACAACAACAACAACAGCAGCAACAGAACUUGAACUGAAGAGGUAAACAAACAACAACUGGCGAUGACGUCGACUGCGACUCCGAUGGCAACUCCAACUGCGACAGCCGAAAGUGGCAAUUGCCAACUGCAGCUGCAGCUGUGCGUGCGUGGAAAUGUGCCCUGGCCUGAGUUACCGGUGCAUUUGCGUUCCGUGUUGCACGACAAUCAGCGCGAUUACGAGAAAUAUGUCUUCAACUACAGCCUGAAGAAUCAGUUGCGUUUUCGUGGCAAUCUCGCCUCAAAGGUAUUCCGACAGGAGCAACGCUACUACGAGCUGUUGAUACAGAAGAACAUCAACGGACUCGGCGUGUUUCCCUAUCAUCUGGCGGAUAUUGUGACCAAAGGGUUGCGUGUGACGCCCUUUAAUUAUUAUCUGGACGUGCUCAGCCAGCUGCUGCGUAGCGACAAAAGCUACGACACCUUACCGAACUUUACGGCAGCGGACUGUCUACGUGUCCUGGGCAUUGGACGCAAUGAGUAUUUGGCACUAAUUAGCGAGCUAAAGACGCAUACACCAAGAUCGUUGUUAUUCAGUGCCAAACCGAAUCCUUUGGACUUUCUGCCGCGGUUGCCAGUGCGUGUGCACAUGGAGCCCUGGUGGCGUCUGGACAUUGGCUAUGUGCUGGAGACGGACAUACGUAUGGUGACGCCAGCCGAGCGCAGUUUGCUCGAUGAUCUCAUCGAUUUUGGCGCUCAGCCGGCGGGCAAAUGUGAUUAUCAUGUGCUGCAGAGUUUGUAUCGCAAGGGAUUGAUCUAUUUGGAUGUGCCGAUCAGUGGAGAGGAUCGCAUUAGCAUUCCACCGCUGCGCAACUUUGUGAUGAAUCGUGUGAGCGGCGAUUACUUCGAGAAUCUGCUAUACAAGAUCUUUGUGAGCGCCGACGAGCACAUGACCAUGGCGGAGUUGGCCCAAAUGCUGCAACUGGAGUUGGACAGUGUUAAGCAGGCGGUGAGUUUCAUUUGCCGCCUGGGUUUCGCGCAGCGGAAGCAGACGGAGUACGAGGCGGGGCAACAUCAUGCCAGUUGGGCGGAUUGCAAUGUGCAACAGUUGCCGCAGACGCCGCAAAUCACGCCGCUCAACUACAAUCCGCAUGCGAGCUUCGAUGGCGAAGCGAGCCCCAAGACACCCAAGCAGGACAAGGAGAAGGAGCGAGACAAGGACAACAGCAGCUCGAUUGGUUAUCUCUCCUCCGAUGGCAACACGAGUGAUUUUAGCUUUGCCAACAUGAGCACGCCUAAGGCGAACGCCACAGGCAACCACAACAACAACAACAAUAGUCACAACAACAGCGAUGAACAGGAGCUGAGCUCCGAGCUGGAGGAUGUCAGCGAACGCACCACAACCACCAAGGCAGCAGCAUUAGCAACUGCCGCAGCGGCGGCUGCUCAACCAAAGAGUGGCAAGCGUGUGGGAUUCCUCUUCGAUUCCACGUUGACCGCCUUUCUGAUGAUGGGCAAUCUGUCGCCGGGUCUGAAGAAUCAUGCGGUGACCAUGUUCGAGGUGGGCAAAUUGUGCGAGGAGAGUCUGGACAGCUUUCUGGCCGAAUUGGAGCAAGUGUCGCUGCUGGAUGCUGAGGGUGAAGGCGAUGUCUCGCGCUACUUUGCCCAUGCGGUCAUCUUGCGUUCCACCAUCUGCUCGCUGCGUCCGCUGUUGCCGGGUGGCUUGGAUCUGUUGCGUCUGGAGUGCUUGGAGGGACUCGAUUGGCAGACACGCGAUCGUGUGCUGGAGAAGAAGUACAAGUUCAUUGUGUCCGCGACGCCGUUGACAGCGACGCUCAGUCACAUGUUUAGUAUUCCGUUCUUUGGGCAAUUCAUGCGCAGCUCCGAUGCCACGCCCAUGUGGAGCAAGUUGUUCUACAACCACAUCACAGGCUAUGGUCCGCCCAGUUUGCUACUCUGCCGCGGCACAGUAUUAAAGUCGCUGCCACGCCUCUUUCUGGGCUAUGGCAAGCUGCUGGUGAACAUACUGCACUCGGACUCGUAUGUGCUCAACUCGGAGAACUUUCGCAAUCUGAACGAGCAGCUGAAGAAUGGCUGUGUGCUGCUCCAGGGCUACGGCAUACGCAGCGUUGGCCAGCUGCACUACGAAUCGUUUCCAUUCCAGCCAACAGAUGCCCGCCAGGCGAAAUGGGCAUCGCAUCGGGCGGUGCAGAAGUUGGCCACACAUCUCGAUCUGCGCCAGCAAUGCGGCUACAUCACAUUCCUCAACACGGGCGUGCCCGAUCUGGGCUGUGAGGAGUACGAGCUGCAGGUGCGUCUGAAGUUGCCGCAACGCAAACGCGGCUCGUUGCCAACCCCAGCGGGGGGCGGUGCAACUAAAUCGCAACAUGUGCCAAAUACGGAUCAAUUGACCAGCUAUCAGCUGAAGAGUCCCGACGAGAAUCACUUCGCGGCCACCCCUGAGCACGGACCGGCCAAUGAUUACACCUCUGCCGACUGCAGUCAGCUGCUGGCCAGCGAGCUGGCCAAUUGUGCUAGUCCGCGUGGCGAACUCGUCUCGCAGAACUCGGUGGAGUUGCCGCUAAACGAGGGAGCUGGCGACGAGGAUGAGGAGAUUGAAACCGAUGCCUGCACCGAGGAUUGGACGCUGCUCGAGGUGAACUUUGGUGUGCCGCUCUUCGAUGUGGACACAAACACCCGCAUCUGCGAGCAGCUGGUGCAGCAACUGAGUCGUGAUGCCAACCUGGAACAGUUGCCAUCGAGUGCGCAACAGAUGCAGUCGUUGUUCCUGGAGUUUGUGCGUCAGUGUCUCUACUUUGAGGAUGAUCCAGCGACGCCGGCGCAGCUCCACGAGCCAUUGCAGUCGACGCGUCCAUUGCCAUAUCCACGCAUCAAUCUGGCCUUUGAGAACGGUCGCGUUGGCUAUUGGAAUGGUCGUUGAAUCACCGAAUCAGCGCGAUAAGAAUACUUAAUAGCCUCUAAUUGACCCAGUACUAUUUUUCGUUUUGCUUUUUUUUCUUUUGUCUGUGUGUAUAAAAGCAAAGAUAACCAAUUUUAUGUACAUGUAGUUCUAGAACUUUAUCAGACCCGCGAGCCAUUAGACUAUCUAUCUUGUCUUGUAUUCCGCAUUCCGUUUUUUUAUUAGUUAUGUAAGUUUAUUUUUGGCUGAGUGGCAAUACGCGAUCUAGAGGCAAAGACACACACACACACCACACUCCAAACAACACACACACAAAUACAGAAGACAGACAGACGGACGGACGGACAGACAGAUGGACGGUUACACAGAUACUGCUCGUAAACAUACCAUUUAUAUAUGCAUACAUAUAACUAUGUAGCUCUAAAAUAAAUGCAAUUUUAACAACUUGUAAACA
Messenger RNA from Drosophila albomicans, 3512 nucleotides. Its product is annotated as protein FAM91A1. The record is from RefSeq and is a predicted model, not a curated record. Bases 224 to 3079 code for a protein of 951 amino acids. Lineage: Eukaryota; Metazoa; Arthropoda; Insecta; Diptera; Drosophilidae. The transcript has 2 exons.